UGGCAGCCGCGUCGACUGGCUGGCAUUUAAGCGGCAAAUUGUGGGAAAACUUUGUAGUAUAGAAAAGCAAAAAAAAAAAGAAAAACAGGAAAGCGAAGCGAAGGAAAGACGCGUGUUUACAAUCGCGUAACGUGCCCCAAAAGAAAAACCCCUCCUAACAGAAAUAUGUACAAAUAAUUUAUAGAACCAGAGAACACAUAUUUCUCUAUAUUGUGGGUAGAUAUAUAUUACGUAUACGUAUUGUACAGUAGAUGUGGAAAAUGUUUUAUAUUUAAAUCUCGAGUGGAUCGUUCCAAUUGCCAUUGCUCUGUCUCGGGCGACAGCGGCGGCGAGUGAGAAGAGUUAUAAAUAAGCGUUCAACUUGAAUUAUUCUCCAAUAAAAGACAUCCAAUAAAACACAAUCCAAAGGAAACUUGCUGCCUCCCUCCGUGAGAAAAGUGGAAAAGUGCCCUUCCUUCCGUCCAUCCCAACACCCAGUGAUUUUGCACUACUCUCCCACCAGCAAAUAUGCGGCAAUAUUUACUUCUGUUUGGCGCGCUCCUCUCUCUGCUGGCCUCAGCCUACGCCAUUAAGUGCUAUGCCUGUGAGUCUGUCUACGAGGCGAGCUGCGGUGAGAACUUUGAAGUCGAGAACCAUUUCAAAUACGACUGCGGCUUUAUUGCGCCGCCUCGGUUCCUGGAGAACGAUCUGCUCAGCGUGAAUGCCACGGCGUGUCUGAAGCGGGUCUUCAAGGAAAAUGGCGUACUCAAAAUUGUGCGUGGCUGCUACUUUGGCGAUGUGAAUGCCACAGAUAUGUGGUGCAAAAUGGAUCCCACUCUGACGGCGGUGAAUAAUGCCAGCUGCCAUGUGUGCGACAACUUGAACUACUGCAAUGCAGCGGAGGCCAUCGGGGUCAAUCAAGUGGAGACGUGGAAAUUGAUAUCACUAAUUGUGUUUCUUUUGGCACCCCAAAUACCCUGAAUGAAAUCGAGAUGCCAGUCCAUUGUAAACCUAGUCAAAUUUAGUCAUACCUUUGUAUAGAUUGUUUGCCAACAAAAAUGGGUUCUUAGAGCCCAAGUUAAUGUCACAAUUUGAAGAGUUAAUUAAGCUAAUGGAAUUAAGUAUCCGCCCCAUUGUGUUAACGUUCAAUCAGUGCCAUUAGAUGAGCCAUACAAAUUAGUCCGUUUUGGCCACGCAAAUACAACUACGAGCCGUAUGAGCCGAAAAGAUGGCAAACAACAAUUCGGAGAGCGAAAUACAAACUAAUAAAAACUAAUUUUACACCGAAAUGCCAAAUUGUU
Molecule: messenger RNA, 1280 nt
Organism: Drosophila obscura
Lineage: Eukaryota; Metazoa; Arthropoda; Insecta; Diptera; Drosophilidae
Exons: 3
Coding region: 508-960 (150 amino acids)
Biological process (GO): regulation of synaptic transmission, cholinergic; sleep; positive regulation of voltage-gated potassium channel activity
Source: RefSeq, a predicted model, not a curated record